AUGGUAGGAUUCGCUCGAGAUGAUGAUCAGAAACAACUCGGAUCAACGUUCAUGGCCAGUGGGACGUCUUCCUCUUCUGGUUCGACACCUUUGAAAAGAAGGAGAAUCACCAGAGCGUGCGAUAGAUGUCAUAGAGGAGGCACCAAGUGUUCACCUGGUCCUACACCCGAUAUCUGUGGACCAUGCUCGGCGUUCGGGUCGGAAUGUACAUACGAAAGACCUAUUAAGCGUCGUGGACCUCAGGCGAAAUCCAAUAGCAACGAUAACGGGGACAAUCAUCAACGAGCCUCAUCCUCUGGAGCGUCGAUACCCAAUUCACCUAUAUCGAAAGAGAAAGAUGACCAUUGGGUAUACCAGGAGGUAGCGAGUCAUGAGCAGCUGGAGGAAUUGAUAGAUUCGUUCUAUCGAUUGGUUUAUCCAACCCAUCUCUUCUUCCACUGGCCAUCAUUCACAGCCGCUUUCCGAGAUCGUCUAUACACCCGCUCUCGCUCUUUCAAUUGUCUCAUCAUGUCGGUCUGUGCAUUAGCAUCUGCUAGACUACGAGACGGUGCACCCAAGUACUGCCAUUUGAAAUAUUGGGAUCCAUCUACCUCAACAUCCGAAAUAUUUUACAAUUCAUGUCUAUCUUCGUUCCCAGUAGAUUUGAUCAAAGCUGGUGAAUUCGAUUACAAAAGGACUAAAGUGAUUCUUUCAAUGCUAUGCCUUCAAUACGGCGAAAUCGCUAGAUCGAUAGUACACAUUGGGGAUUAUUGUACGUUAUGUUCGUUGGAUGGAUUCCAAAACGAGUCGAGGUGGCCUAAAGGAUUGGACGAGAUUGAGAUCCAAGAACGGAGGAGAUUGUUCUGGGCAGCAUAUCAAAGUGAUAUAUACAUUGCUACUACCUUUGGAGGAAUUAUACGACAUCGUGAAGCUCAAUCUACAGUAUUAUACCCUACGGAAGUCUUAUCGGAUGAUGAUAUCACCCCCAACGGUAUAGUGGAACGAGCAACGACAAACAAGAAAUCAUUCUUGAACGGAUGGAACUUCGUCACUAAUUUAUAUAGGAUUCUGGAGCAUGCUGUAUGUCAGAUGAGACAAAGAAACCAGACUUACGAUGGAGGAAACCAAAUUGCCUUGUUAUUUUCAUCGAAAUCGUCAAAAGGUGGAAAAAAGUUUGAUCCUGGUCCGGAAGAGAUCCUCUCGACGGUAGAAAGGCUGUAUAAUGAUUUGCCGGAUUGUUUAAAGGAGGCAAAGGAAAUGUCGGGUGAUGUAAAUAAAGAUAUUUAUGGUUUUCAAACCGCAAAUAUAAUGAUAACACUCCAACUGGUGAAAAUGGUGAUUGCUGGAAUGGCCGAAUGGUCCGUCGAACAACGAUGUGCAAUCGCAGGAGAAUUACUGGAUUCUCUGGCAGCUUUGCCUAAGCCAUUCAUGCAAGCUUGCGGUGCGCCGCUCAUUCACCACAUCGCAGGUGUGGGUCACAUAUUAGCCAAUAUCAUCCAGUCUCCCCUCUCGCCAACGUCUUAUCUGCACGUUCGAACCGUUUUGCUUCGUAUGGCAGAUCUGCUAUCUUCGUUGGAGAGUACCCUGAAAUCGGCCAGUGUGCUAUGUAUAGCUGCAAAGCUCAGGGAUCACGUGGAGAGGAUAGAUGAUUACAUGAUCAGUGCGACGGAAGCUAGCGGAUGGAAUUUUACUAUCGGCUCUGUCGCCUCGACUACGGACGAUCAGAUUCGUACACCUACUACGUACCCGCCCGAACCUCUGAUGUCGAUGACCCGACCCAACUCUUCAGCUCAACGUUCCACUCAGAUGAUUAACAUUCAAUCUCAAAUACCAAAUAUCCCGCAACCUGCUCAGCCAAAUACCUUCCCAACCGAUAACAACAUUCAGAUCAUUGACAGUCUCCUCAAUCAGCCUGCACAGUCAACGACGACUGUCGAUCAAGGCGAUCAACAAUUCCAAUUACCCGAUGACCUAUUUUCAGAUUGGUCUUUCAUGUUCAACGAAUUCGGUUCUCAAGGAGAUGCUUUCGAUUUCUUGUCCGCUUCAGCUUCAGCUCCGGCUCCGACUUCAGGUAAUGCGGAUUGGCAAAUCCCUUCGGUCAAUGGUAUUGCCCCAUGA
Molecule: messenger RNA, 2097 nt
Organism: Kwoniella mangroviensis CBS 8507
Lineage: Eukaryota; Fungi; Basidiomycota; Tremellomycetes; Tremellales; Cryptococcaceae
Exons: 9
Coding region: 1-2097 (698 amino acids)
Biological process (GO): regulation of DNA-templated transcription; DNA-templated transcription
Molecular function (GO): zinc ion binding; DNA-binding transcription factor activity, RNA polymerase II-specific; DNA binding
Source: RefSeq, a predicted model, not a curated record